CGUCCCUCCCCGUUCCGGCGAAACUACCUCAUCCCUCUGGGGUUGUCGGGAUAAAAGGCGCCGGAGGGAUCCCGUCCGGCAUCAGUCACACCGACGCGGCAGCAGAACCAGCAAGCAGCAGAGAUGUUCUCGGAGAUCGAGUGCGGGGUUUGCUACCGGACCUACAACGCGGCUCGCCGCUGUCCCCGGGAGCUCCACUGCAAGCACGCCUUCUGUGAGCGCUGUCUGCGGGCCAUGAGCCGCCAGGCGACGCCGGCGGGCGCGGAUCGGUGCAUCGCCUGUCCGCUGUGCCGGCACGUCACCGCGCUGAGCGCCCGGGGGAGCGUCAAGUCCGAGCUGAGGGUGGACGAGUCCGCCCUGGAGCGGCUGGUGACCGCGGGGGUCCUAGACCGGGAGGAGGACCCGGAGGACGAGGCGGAGGAGGAGGAGGACGGAGAAGCUCCGGAGUGCGAGGGGGAGGUUCCAGAGACUGAAGCCGAGGAGAACGACUCCUCUGCGGGGCGCAGAGGAGGACGAUUCUGGAAGAAAGUUUGGAGGAAGAUCAGCGGCAAGAGCGCACGGCGGAGACAAGAUGAGUGCAUGACCAACACUGAGCUGAGGAGCCUGGCCAUGAUGGCCAGCUACAUGUUCUGAGCUGCACCCCCCACCUCCCACUAUGUACCCCGGAUAAUGUGAUAUGUAUUGUUGGAGCUGAACUGGAUCAAGAUCAUCAAGAUCAUGCAAUCUUGCUGGCAAGAUGAACGCUUAAUCGUUAUUUCAACGCUUUAUUCUAAUGAGGCACUUAGAUAAGGAACACAUUUUGCUGGCAGAUAAGGAUACUUGUGAUGAUCACCAAAUGGAUUUAUUUAAUAUUUAUUUUUUUAAUGGACAAGCAUUAUUAUUUAUUUUACCGUAUUGUAUUUAAAGACUAAUAAAUUACUUCUUGUUUGAAAUAAUC
Molecule: messenger RNA, 937 nt
Organism: Fundulus heteroclitus (mummichog)
Lineage: Eukaryota; Metazoa; Chordata; Actinopteri; Cyprinodontiformes; Fundulidae
Product: E3 ubiquitin-protein ligase-like
Exons: 2
Coding region: 124-633 (169 amino acids)
Biological process (GO): protein ubiquitination
Molecular function (GO): ubiquitin protein ligase activity
Source: RefSeq, a predicted model, not a curated record